Molecule: messenger RNA, 867 nt
Organism: Moneuplotes crassus
Lineage: Eukaryota; Ciliophora; Spirotrichea; Euplotida; Euplotidae
Source: the annotation of a GenBank genome assembly
AUGCACGCUCGGAAUUCAGCUCGGAAAUCAAAGGACAAAAAAGAGUCGAGGAUAUACCAGUCCUCCUCAUUCAAGUUCUACGCCAUCCGAAUUUUCAUUGUGUUGACAAUGAUCGCAAUUGGUUGACUAAUAUUCCUGGAGUGGAAUCAUAUUUCUGAAGCUAUAAAAACCAUGGUUGUUUUUGUUAAGAAUAAUCCUCUAACAGGGUCCCUGGUAAUUUGUAUAGGAUUGAUCCUUGCUAAUAUAUUCAUGCUCCCAGGGGCACUCCAGUGGUUAUCAAUUGGAUAUAUCUAUAGUAAUGCUUACACAACAGUGCCUCAGAUAAUGCUCAGAGCUCUUCCUGUUGCAUUCAUUGGCAUCCAAAUUGGAAGUUCUCUUGCCUUCCUUCUAAGUAGAUAUCUUUUCAGGCAAUGUGUGCUCUCAUACGUAGAAAAGCAUAAAAUUGUUAGAGCCAUAGACAGAAUGAUGAGUAAAAAGGGCAUCAAAAUAUCUAUAUUAAUCAGACUGGCACCAAUCUUUCCUUAUAAUAUCAGCAAUUAUGUUGUUGGAGUGACUUCUCUCAAGCUUCUUGACUUCUUCAUCGGGAAUGUAGGUAUUAUCCCAGAAGUAUGCUUCGGGCUCUAUAUUGGCAGCUCAUUGAGCAACUCAAACAGUUUGUUUUCAUCACUAUUCACAAUUAUUGGCAUCGUCAUCGGGAUAAUUUUCCUGAUCUACAUGGGAAUGAUGGCCAAGAAAGAGAUGGAUAAAGAGUUAAAAGACGAUGAAGAUGAUAUCGAAGCAGCACAGUUCAGCCCCUCAACUAGUUAUAUCCAGAGAGACCUGGUCUUUGAUUCUCCUUUCGAGAGGCUCACAUAGAUGACUACUUUA